UGGAGGAAACGCGCCAUUGAAGCAAACAACGUGAGGACUUCGUUGAAGCACUGAAAAAACGUGCAAUUUUUUCAUGUUUAAUACCAACUAUUGGUAUUUAUUCUGAGGAUGGCGUACAGAGGACAAGGACAGAAGGUGCAGAAGGUUAUGGUGCAGCCCAUUAACCUUAUUUUCCGGUACCUGCAAAAUCGCUCGCGCAUCCAGGUCUGGCUGUAUGAACAGGUGAACAUGCGGAUAGAAGGAUGCAUUAUUGGCUUUGAUGAGUACAUGAACCUGGUUCUUGAUGAUGCAGAAGAAAUCCACAUGAAAACUAAAAACAGAAAGCCACUGGGGAGGAUCAUGUUGAAAGGAGACAACAUUACCUUGCUUCAGAGUGUGUCCAACUAACCUGGAGUGAUGCUUUCCAUUUUUUUCUUUGUUUUUGUAUGUGACAUAAAUAUUUGUUACUUUGAUUCCACAUUGUAAAAUGUUGAAAAUAAAUUUGAUUUCUUAG
This is a messenger RNA of Periophthalmus magnuspinnatus, 493 nucleotides long. It is a transcript of the gene snrpe, whose product is annotated as small nuclear ribonucleoprotein polypeptide E. The record is from RefSeq and is a predicted model, not a curated record. Gene Ontology annotation, biological process: spliceosomal snRNP assembly; mRNA splicing, via spliceosome. The transcript has 5 exons. Bases 109 to 387 code for a protein of 92 amino acids. NCBI's taxonomy places the organism in Eukaryota, Metazoa, Chordata, Actinopteri, Gobiiformes, Gobiidae. Gene Ontology annotation, molecular function: RNA binding. Gene Ontology annotation, cellular component: U1 snRNP; precatalytic spliceosome; U4 snRNP.